Messenger RNA from Orbilia oligospora ATCC 24927, 1146 nucleotides. RefSeq lists its product as uncharacterized. Gene Ontology annotation, biological process: transmembrane transport. The record is from RefSeq and is a predicted model, not a curated record. Gene Ontology annotation, molecular function: water channel activity. The transcript is spliced from 8 exons. NCBI's taxonomy places the organism in Eukaryota, Fungi, Ascomycota, Orbiliomycetes, Orbiliales, Orbiliaceae. Bases 1 to 1146 code for a protein of 381 amino acids. Gene Ontology annotation, cellular component: plasma membrane.
AUGGUAUCUUGGGAAAACUACAUGCCUGCAAAGGUGAAGAAUCAUCUGGUAGCUGCUGUGAGUACCCUCGAUAUCAAACCAACCCCUUCGUCACAUGUUCGGCUUUAUCAAUCGUUUUGUUUGGACCGAUAUCUAACGGAAAUCUCCUAUGUCUUAAGACCGGUGAAUUUGUCGGUACGAAAUUCCCCUUAUGGAUACCAUGCUUGCAUGAUCGGACAUAUCGCUAAUCUUAUUGCGCAACUAGGAACCUUUUUAUUUCUUUUCAUGGCCUUUAGUGUUGUAUCGGUUACUGGUCACCGAGCUCUAUAUACUCAAGAAGGAGCCUCACCAGCUGGUGGAUCCGACCCCGCCUUGAUAGUAUAUAUCGCCCUUGGGUUUGCUGUCAGUUUGGGAGUUAAUGUUUGGAUCUUCUAUCGGGUCAGCGGUGGAAUGUUCAACCCUGCUGUUACACUUGCUCUGGUGUUGGGUAACGGCAUGCCCAUUCCAAGGGCCUUAUUUUGCUUUUUGGCACAGAUUUUGGGUGGCAUUGCGGCCGCUGGAGUAGCUGAAGGUCUUUUCCCGGGCCCGUUGAACGCUCAAACCACUGUUGAACACGGGAUGUCAAACGUCGAAGGCAUGUUCCUUGAGAUGUUUUUGACCGCUCAGCUCAUCAUAACCAUUUUCAUGCUAGCCGUUGAGAAAACCAAGGCUACAUUCCUCGCGCCGUUGGGUAUUGGCGCUGCUUUGUUUGUUGGGCAUCUUGUCGGAAUCUACUAUACCGGUGCAUCAUUGAACCCGGCCAGAUCUUUCGGACCCGCCGUUGCUGCUGGUCAAUUUUAUAGCGAUCAGUGGGUUUACUGGGCUGGUCCAUUUUUGGGCUCCUUCCUCGCGGCCGGCUUCUACAGACUCCUCAAGUUCUUGCAGUAUGAGGGUGCCAAUCCAGACCAGGAUGUCGAUCUUAGCUGCUCGGCUCAAGAGGACUCGAGCCGUAUCGCUUGCACCGCUCAGCGAAUGGGACUUGAGGGCAAGGAGAUUCCUCGUCCUACUUGGUCGAGGUCGAAAGAAUCGGAUGUCGAGAUGGGUUCCUCCAUCCCACCGAAAAGCCCACCAAUGCCAAUCGUUGCAAUGCACACCAACUCGACCGAUAAUUCAUCGAGCCAUGCAUAA